Cryptomeria japonica (Japanese cedar) is the source of this 786-nucleotide messenger RNA. RefSeq lists its product as uncharacterized. Bases 131 to 610 code for a protein of 159 amino acids. NCBI's taxonomy places the organism in Eukaryota, Viridiplantae, Streptophyta, Pinopsida, Cupressales, Cupressaceae. The record is from RefSeq and is a predicted model, not a curated record. The transcript has a single exon.
CUCCACCAAAUCUUUCUUGUAAAAAUCUCUUCCACAGCAUUGAUUUCAGGCAAAAUCUUCUUCAGGAAUCGUAUAUCAGCCAUAUUUCCAGUUGGGUUUCUUGGGUUUCUAAGCUUUGUUUGAGUGGGCAAUGGAGAAAGAAAUCAGCGAGCGCAUAGCCACUCUUACACGCCGCCUUCAAAAGCUGCAUUUUUUGUACAGCGCAGCCGAAAAUGAUGUUGAAAGUGAGGAGGAGAAGAAGGGGGGCGUUGGAGUUAUCACAUUGGGUGGAAAUAACGAGGGAGCCACCAUGAAUGUUCAGGGAAGCUUAAAAAAUGAUGGUGAAGAUAAAUCCAUGGCGGAAACACAAGAUGAGAGCGCGGAACAUUUGGUGAACAGCAAUGUGCAGAGUGUGAACAAUUCCAUUAUGUUUGAGAGCUCGAGUGAGCACAGGGACCCUGGUGUGCACUUGAAAGAACAGAAUUUUUCAGAAGGUGGGGAUAUGAACAGAAAUAAAAGGAAGGCCCACAGGAGGAGAAGUCGAGUUGUGGGUUUUGCUAAGGAGGAGUGGGAGAUACCCAGUUCGAAGCCUGUGCUUAAUUUCUUGUCUGGUUCGAGUGAUGAGGAUUGAUUGGAAGACAGUUUUUUUUUUUUUUUUUCACUCUCUGGCGUUUUGGAAAGUUUGAUUUAUACAAUUUGUUGUUUUUACUCCCAGAGACAAUGCUCCUGGGAGUCUUCUGUAUGUAUGUCGAAUCACAUUCUUUGAAAUUGUUGGAAAUACUGAAUAAAUGGUUUGUAUUCUCGGAA